AUGGGCGGCGCCCGGCACGCGGGCUGGGUGGCGGCGGGCUUGGUCCUGGGCGCCGGGGCCUGCUACUGCGCGUACCGGCUGGCGCGGGGCCGGCGGCGAGGCGACCGCGAGCCUCGGCUGAGACCCUCGGAGUCCGCAGAAGACUUAACUAAUGGCUCCUGUGAUGAUGUUCUAAAUCCUGAACAACUUCAGAAGCUCCUUUACCUGCUCGAAUCAACUGAAGAUCCUAUAAUUAUUGAAAGAGCUUUGGUCACUGUUGGUAAUAAUGCAGCCUUUUCAGCUAACCAAGUCACUAUUCGUGAGUUGGGUGGUAUUCCAAUUGUUGGAAGCAAAAUAGACCAUCCCAACAUCAGCAUUAAAGAGAAGGCUUUAAAUGCACUGAAUAACCUGAGUGUGAAUGUUGAAAAUCAAAUCAAGAUAAAGGUGUACAUGAGUCAGGUCUGCGAUGAUGUCCUCUCCGGCCCUUUGGACUCCGCCGUGCAGCUGGCCGGCCUGAGGUUGUUGACAAACAUGACGGUCACCAACGACCACCAGCACCUGCUCAGCAGCUCCCUCACGGGCUUCUUCCGUGUGCUGCUCACCGGGAACGGCAGCACCAAGGUUCAAGUUUUGAAACUGCUUUUGAAUAUGUCUGAAAACCCAGCCAUGACAGAAGGACUACUUGGUGCCCAAGUGGAUUCAUCGUUCCUUUCCCUUUAUGAUGGCCACGUAGCAAAGGAGAUUCUUGUUCGAGUUCUUACGCUAUUUCAGAAUAUAAAUAACUGCCUCAAAAAGGAAGGCUAUUUAGCUCUGCAGCCUAAUUUCACUAAAGAUUCACUAUUUUUCCUGUUAUAUGGAGAAGAAUGUGCCCAGAAAAUGAGAGCUUUAGUUUAUCACCAUGAUGCGGACGUGAAAGAAAAGGUAACAAUAAUACAAAAAUUGUAAUUGGUCGGCCAUGUUUUUCCAAAGAGUAAUGCAGUCUGGAAGCAAUUCACGUAAGUUUAUUUUUCAUUUUCCUUAAAAUGAAUUCUUUCAGCUGCUGAUUUUUAAGUAGUAAAUUAUCACAACUCCUUAGCACAGUUACAGCUUGCCAUGGUUUUCUGGUGUAUUUUGGACCAUUUUAUUGAUACAAACUGAAUAUAAAAGCUUAUUCUGCAACCAUUGAUAUCUUUAUUUUGUAUCUGUUUGUUGAGAUACUUCAACUAUUUGCAUGAAGUGAGCUUUUUUCUACUGUGUCAGGUGACUUGCAGUUACUCCUGAGGCAGGAUUGGUUAUGUAAUGAGUUGUUUCAGAACUGCCUGGGAUGACCUCGUUUCUAGUAGUGAUGAGUUCCUGAGAGCUCUAGUCCAUCUGCCACCCCAGAUAUACUGCUUCAAGCCUGUUGUAAUCAUUAGAAUCUGUUCUAGCUAAUGAAAACAGUAAACUUCUAGGAGAAAUGUGUCCUAGUACUAACUGCCAUUCAGUGUGUCAAUAUGCAAAGAUGCUAUACAUGAAAUACUGGGACCAAUUGAAAUAUCCAUUGGUGAUUGGACAAAUCAAUGAGUUAGUCUUUAAAAAUAACAAACCAGGUCCGAAUAUGCUGAUGUGGGAAAAAUCCAUGAAACGUAGGUAUUUUUUAAACAUAUAUAACCCCCUUUGUGGUUUUUAAAUGAAAAAUAUUUAUGCCUAUAUAAUGUACUUCUAGAAUUACUUUUCUAUCUAUACCCUCUUUUACUGUUUAAAUUUUUACUCUGAACAUAAAUUUUACAGUUAGAGGGGAAUCACAAGGUUGUUUUUUCCUCUUAAUUGAUAGUACUAAAUUUGCAUAUUUUGUGACUUUAGGCUAAAGUCACAGCUACUUUUAAAAUUUCUCAGCUACUUUUUUAACUAGUAUCUUAGUCCACAAAAGCUACUAAAACAAUACUGUUAUCUUUUAUUUCAACAAAGUUUUUAUAAUUAUCAAGUUCAUAGCACCACCAUGCUUAGUAUUAAAUAGGUACGCAAACAGAUGCUUUCAUGUUCAUUUAAGACAAAGCUUUAAAUUUCAUUUAUACAUACAUGGUGUCCACAGGAAGUCAGAAAAUCUCAAACAGAAAAAUGCGAAAGUCUCAGGUUAUCCUGAAACAGAAAUCAAACUUGGAAAAAAGGUUUAUGGUAGGAAAAAAUUCAGUGCAAGGUGAAUAUGGCAAUUCAAAUGACCACACUAGUAAUAUAUAUGUGGUGCUUUAGAAUAAUACUUUUAUUUAUGAUGCAAACAUAAGCAUUCCCUGAAAGGCACAUUUCUUUAUAACUUUUUCCUUAAAUCUGCCCCCUUAAUGAAAAUGUGUUCAAAAUAUACACAUUCAAAACCAUGAUUUGGUUUCAUAGUGCUUUUUCAACAUUAGGUUCUAAAACUGUCUCUUCUAGUUUGAAUAAGUAGUCUCAUUUCCUGGCAGUCAGAUGAAAUGUCAGAAUGCUAGAGAAAAGGAGUAAUUUUUAACUACCCAGAGAGAAAUACAUAGUGAAAAUUCACAUUGAUCUUUAUCCGUAUAGGUCAUGACACAGCUUAGCUUUCAUUAGAUAGAAUUUCUCUUAAUUGAUGAGACAGGCCCAAUUAAGUGGAACUAGAACAUAAUUUGAAGUGCUUGGAGACUCUCAGUUAAACAGUACAUGUGAAUACAAAAAAUGUUAAGGCCAUUCAUGGAAAAGAAGCAAGAUAUAUUUGGCUUAUCAUUUUGUAAAGCACAGGUAAGAGAUGACAUUUCAGUUCAGUGUGCAACAGCAAGGAAGAUAACAAAAACCCUGGCCAGUAGUAAUCUAACAUCUUGAUUCAUGACGGUGAAUCUAGCUAAAUGUUCCUUUGGAGUUAAAGUUUAUGCUUACUCAGUUUUUCCUGUAGGUUUCUUUUAUGUGGGGGAAUUUUUUGUGCAUUAGUGCCCCCAAAUCACAUACAUUAUAUGUACACAUGACAAACUUUUCCUUGAUGGAUUAGCAUUUUUAUCUACAAAGAUGCUAAUUUUUGAUAAAGAUCAAUUUCAUUUACAUUUUUUUACACUUGUUUUGGCUUAUCCCUUUCCAAAUUUAUAAAAUGGAGAUAAAAAUUGCAUCCAGUGUUUCCUGUCCUUAGACUUAAAUCUGCAGCACAUUAUCAAAAACAUUAUUAGCCUAUUUUCAGCUUUCAAACCUGCCUGUGAUUAGGCAGCCCUCCCCUAAAUUGUUUUCUCCCUUACAUUUCCAAUUUUUUUUUUUUUUAAUUCACAUUCACAUUUUUUGGAGGUAGGUAAAAAUUAUCCUCUUGUUGCUCAUGAGGAAACUGAGGCACAGUGAACAUAGGUAAGCUAUUUAAGAUGCAGAUUAGUGGCUAACAUGUGGCAUGCAUAAUGUACAAGUUAAAUCAUGGAGCACUGCCCGGGUAGCAAUUUGAUAGCCUAUUUUGAUGAUUUCAUGAGACUGAAUCAGGAAGAUAGAAUAGGCCUCCUGCAGCUCUGAUGUAGGGAAGCUCAGAUUAGUCAUGUAACUAGAGAGCCCUGAUAGGACUUAAAAUUCCAGUCAGCUGAUUCCCAAAAUCACCAUCUUUAAUUCUACACUGGCUUAAUAAUUUAUAAAUCUUACUGAAUGAGUAUAGGAAAACAAAAUGAGAAUUCAAAAUAUAUGGUCUUUUAGCAUCUAAGAUCUGCAUUUAGCUUUGGAAAGUUUUUUCUUGCAGCUAUAUUUGUACUUAGCAGAUUUCACUUUUGGAUCAAAAAUAGAAAUUUCAUGUCAUAUUCUCAUAAUCACAUUCUUUGCCCACUCAGAGGCCUUUUAAUUUGGGCAUUGUAGACAUACAAUACACAAUUCCCCUGUCAAAAAGAACUGCUUUAAAAGGUAAACUUAGCCCAAACUACUCCUAUGAUUUUAUGCUAAAAACAAAACAAAAAAACCCAACAUUUGGCAUAUAAGCUAAUCUUAAUAGAGCAAGAACUGCCCUAUCAGCAUGAGAGUAAAUUUCAUCACUUAAUACGCAUGUAGGAACUAUGUUCAUAGGUGCAGGCCUCUGAAGAAAUCCAUGUACGCAGGCAGCCUUGAUUAACAUUGUAGAAGGCCCUUUAGAAGAAGUCUUUUUAAGACCAGUUUUUCAUAACCUCAGGAUGCAUUUGUUUAAAAAAUUCAACUGCAAUGUUAUAUCACUGAGACAAGAUUUAGAAUCCUUAUUAGCCAACUGAUUAUUUAAAUGAUCCAUACUUGAACUUUUUGUGAACUGGCAAUCAGGUUAGCACAUUAUUACACAAAGCAUAAAAAUACAAACUUGCGGAAGUUGUUUCCAAAUGUAAAAAUUUGUAGCAGGUAAUGCCUUUUUCCACUAAAAGCUGCUAUGCUCAUAAUUCAAAGGCUUCAUCAGUAUUUAGGUAUCUUGAUUCUCCAUGCUUCAAAACAAAAAAAUCUUCAGUCUUAAGUCCAUAUCUUUCCAGAGCCUCCUUCAGUUUCACUGGAGGUUCUAAGUAAUGCUGGCAAGGCGGGGUGGGGAGAGAAAAAGAUUUAAGCAUGCGUGUCUUUACAGGGUAUUUCAAAGAGUUGAAACUAAAACAUAUUCCUACCUAAUGCCCUUUCUCUUCAUUGAAGCAUUAGCGAAUCACACUUUCUAAUAUUUAAGUUUGAAGUAGAUUGACUUAUCAAUCUAUCCAAUAACCAUGUAUGUCAAAUUCAUUGCCAACUUAGAUUGAACAUUAUAUUGCAUGACAUUCCAAUCUAAAUAAAAUCAAUGCCAAAAGUGUUAGAGAUUUAAUUAUUAAGAGAUUAAAAUGUUAACAAUUUUUGAAGACUAGCAAUUUAGAUUAGAAGUGAUAGAGUAUGUGUAAACAAAUGCUAGAGAAACUUGAGGCUAAAAAUGGGCUGUUGGCCUCAUUCCCCAGCCAAAUGCAGAUACUACAGUGUAUAGAGUGAAAGGUGUAGGGAAGGGGUUUGUGCUUUAUACACCUUUUUGUUUCCUCCCCAUUUUCAAGGUUUAAAAAGCAUACUGUUUCAGGUUGUCUUGACCUGCUGAAAUGUUUUCCAAAUAAAUUGAGACCACCUGAAUGUUAUUCUAACUACUAAAAAGCUAUGAAUAAAGAAAUUUAAAAAAAG
Molecule: messenger RNA, 5037 nt
Organism: Talpa occidentalis (Iberian mole)
Lineage: Eukaryota; Metazoa; Chordata; Mammalia; Eulipotyphla; Talpidae
Gene: ARMC10
Product: armadillo repeat containing 10
Exons: 6
Coding region: 1-924 (307 amino acids)
Biological process (GO): negative regulation of intrinsic apoptotic signaling pathway by p53 class mediator
Cellular component (GO): mitochondrion
Source: RefSeq, a predicted model, not a curated record